GUACCGUACUGUGGGAUACUUAAACACUUUUACGCGUGGACACGUUUUGGUGCUGUGUUCCUCUCGCAUCGUGGACAGACAGACAGAGAAGAGAAGAGGAUGGUGGGUUAACGCUGUAACCAACCUACCCUCGUGUGUCAUCUCCCUUGUUCUGUUUUGCUGGAGGGUUUCGCGAUUCAGUUUUUGGAGGCGCUUUUUUUGGAUAACCUACGCCUUUUGGCACGUUUUUGCUGUUCUGGAAAUGUGAAGACAGUGCCGAAGUGAAACCCCUGCAUCUCCAGCUGUCUCCUGACAACAACAAACGCGACUCUGGAACCGAACACGCGUGGAAGUAAAGUUUGCAGUGAGAAUGAAGAGGAGAAAAUUGUCAUAACUGCUUCGAUCGGUACUGCUACUGAAUUGGAUUACUGUACGGACAACGUGCAUCGCGUCAAGUAGGAGUUGGCACGUUUGCGGAGUUGCUGCUGCCUUCCCUCUGAUUGUAAAGUUGUCACGUUGCCCUGUAGUGAUAGUGAAUAAUUAACGCGCUGUAGUUAAUGGUUGGAUUUAUUUGUAUAACUGGAAGCUACGUCGUUUGGGGGAAGUUUUCAAUUCUUGGCACGCUCGUAGAAUGACCACCUACAACCACUACUACUACUGCUGCUGUUAACCCUAUUUUGCUUACAGCGCAAGACAUCACUGGAACAUAUAGCCAAGCGUUUAUUUCAUUGAUUUGGAUUAGUUUUUGGGGGACGCAGCCAUGGAGGAGUGGAGGCAAUGCGGUCGCUGGCUCAUAGAUUGCAAGGUGCUGCCCCCGAAUCACCGCGUCGUGUGGCCCUCGGCUGCGGUGUUUGACCUGGCCCAAGCCCUGAGGGAUGGGGUUCUGUUGUGCCAAAUGCUGCACAAUCUCUCGCCCGGGUCCGUGGAUCUAAAGGAGAUAAACUUCAGACCACAGAUGUCACAGUUCCUGUGCCUGAAGAACAUCCGCACAUUUCUCAAGGUCUGCCACGACAAGUUCGGCCUGCGCAACAGUGAACUCUUCGACCCCUUCGACCUUUUCGAUGUCCGGGAUUUCGGCAAGGUCAUCUCUGCUCUAUCGCGGAUCUCCCACCACAGCAUUGCACAAAUCAAAGGAAUCAGGCCUUUCCCGUCAGAAGACACAGCAGUGAAUGAAGAUGAUGUGUAUCGCAGUCUGGAGGAGCUGGCUGAUGAACAUGACCUGGGCGAGGAUGACAUCUACGACUGUGUGCCGUGUGAAGACGACGGGGAUGACAUCUACGAGGACAUUAUCAAGGUGGAAGUACGACAACCCAUGAAAAUGGGGAUGACAGAGGAGGACAAGAGGAACUGCUGUUUGCUGGAGAUCCAGGAAACAGAAGCCAAAUACUACAAGACCCUAGAAGACAUCGAGAAGAACUACAUGAUCCCUCUGAAGCAGGUAUUGACGCCACAGGAAAUGGACGCCAUCUUUGUCAACCUAGAGGAUGUGAUCAAGGCGCACCUCGCCUUGCUCAAAGCCAUCGACCUCAACAUGGUGAGCGGAGGCAGCGGACUGGGCAAGAUCUUCUUGGAUUUCAAGGAAAGGUUGUUGAUCUACGGUCAGUACUGCAGUCACAUGGAGAACGCUCAGAAGACCCUGGACGAGCUCAUCGCCACCAGAGAAGACGUCCGCAUCAAAGUCGAGGAAUGUACUAUGAAGGUCCAGGAGGGGAAGUUCAAGCUGCAGGACCUGCUGGUGGUGCCCAUGCAGAGGGUGCUCAAGUACCACCUACUACUGAAGGAACUUCUGAGUCACUCCACGGAUCGACCAGAGAGACAGCAGCUGAAAGAAGCACUGGAGGCCAUGCAGGACCUGGCUAUGUACAUCAAUGAAGUCAAGCGGGACAACGAAACGCUCAAGAAGAUCAGCGAAUUCCAAAGUUCCAUAGAAAACCUGCAGGUGAAACUGGAGGAGUACGGUCGCCCAAAGAUCGACGGAGAGCUCAAAGUGUGUUCCAUCGUCAACCGGACCAAGCAGGACCGGUAUAUUUUUCUGUUUGAUAAAGUGGUCAUCGUGUGCAAACGGAAAGGCUACAACUACGAACUCAAAGAAAUCAUCGAGCUGCAGUCGUACAAAAUGUCCGAUGAUCCAAUGAACAAUCGCGACAUGAAGAAGUCGAGUGGAAAAAUGUGGUCGUACGGCUUCUACCUGAUCCACCUGCAGGGCAAACAGGGCUUUCAGUUCUUCUGCAAAACCGAGGAGACCAAAAGGAAGUGGAUGGAGCAGUUUGAGAUGGCCAUGUCAAAUAUCAAACCGGAGAGAGCAACAGCCAACCAGCACAACUUCCAGAUGCACACGUUUGAUAAGGACACCAACUGUCGAGCCUGCAAGAUGCUGCUCAGGGGUAUUUUCUACCAGGGCUACUACUGCUCUCGCUGUGGGACAGGAGCUCACAAAGAGUGUCUGGAGAUCAUCACUAUCUGUAAAAUCAAUCCUCAUGACUUGGAGCCUGGGAUGGCAUCAGGUCCAAAGAUGGUGGCCGUGAGGAACUACCACGGCACUCCGGCUCCACCAGGCAAAGUCCACCUGAGCUUCCAGACAGGAGACUACAUCGAGCUGCUCAAGGGGGACCCCGACACGUCCUGGUGGGAGGGGAGGCUGAUGCAGACACAGAAGAGUGGAUUUUUUCCCAGCUCAUGUGUAAAGCCCUGUUUGGACCCUAAGCCGUUCCAGACCCUAUGUCGACCGUCGUCCAGGGAGGGAGACUACUACGGGUAUCCCUGGUUCGCCGGGAACAUGGAGAGGCAGCAGGCUGACAACCUCCUUAAGUCCCACUGCAGCGGCACCUACCUGAUCCGCGAGAGGACAGCGGAGGCAGAGAGAUACGCGAUUAGCAUCAAGUUCAAUGAUGAAGUCAAACACAUUAAGGUGAUCGAAAAGGACAGUUGGAUCCACAUCACAGAGGCCAAGAAGUUUGAGAGUUUAUUGGAACUAGUGGAGUACUACCAAGCCCACUCGCUAAAGGAGAGCUUCAAACUGCUGGACACGACGCUGAGGUACCCCUACAAGUCCAGAGAGAGGUCGCUCACCAGGGGGAGCACUCGGUCACCAGCCGCCACCUGCGCCUCCUACAACUUCUCCUUCCUCAGCCCGCAAGGCCUCAACUUCUCCUCUUCUCCGACCGCUGCCCCCUUCUGGUCAGUGUUUACUCCCAGGGUGGUGAGCACGGCGGUUGCCAGAUAUAACUUUGCGGCCCGGGACAUGAGGGAGCUGUCCCUGAGAGAAGGAGACGUGGUAAAGAUCUACAGCAAGAUCGGAGGAGACCAGGGCUGGUGGAAGGGGGAGGCCAACGGACGGAUCGGCUGGUUCCCCUCGACUUACGUGGACGAAGAGGGCGCACAGUAACCAACUCCACUUCAGGAACUAUCUAUCUACUGUUCUACUCAGAGGAAAUCACUCCACUCCGGGAAAACCCAAUGGAAAACCCAAUGGAAAACCCAAUGGAAAAACCCAAUUGAUGUUGCUUUUGCUGGAUACUGUUUUUCAGUGACUGUCCCUCUUCUCUCUCUCUCUUCUUAUGCAUCUGCGUCGCUCUUGUUUUUGUUCAAGAUCUCCUGUCUUAUUUCCUGCAGGAGAAGUGUGGCUAAUUUCGCCGCACACAAUUUGGAUAGCUUUACUUUGAAAAGGCUCCGUUUCGUUGCUAUGGUGAAAUAAUUGUACAGUAUAGAUAAUUUAUUGAAUAGAGUUUAUUAUCAUGAUUAUUGUGAGGAUUUUAGCCGCGGUCCAAAACAUGUUCCGAAAAACAAAAACCUGCUUUUCUGAUUUGUUGUCAAGAGAUUUUUUGCCUUAGUUGUCAUGGUGAUGCCUUGUGGGGGCGGACACCGGAUGUUCUGAUUGGACUCUUGUAUGCAUGUGCCCACACACAAACACAGACACACACACGUAUACACACACACAAACACACACACUGACCAAUGGACAGUACGGUGCCUUCGAGAACUGGUCGUCUCUCCAAACCUCAACAUCAGCAGUGAACAAGAGCGUCCUACAAAUGCUGGAAAUACACAGUUUAAUGGACCAAGGGAUAUUAAAAGUGAAGCUAUCAUGCAAAAGGAGUUAAAGAGACACUAUGUAACUUUUCUGGAGGGGGCCUGACACCUUCUUGUCUCCAUGGAGAUGUUAUUUUUACAGUAUGGCGCUCUCACUUUCAGCUAAGCCCACAUCACCAUACAUCUAACCCGUAAUUUGGCCCAUCUGUCUCCAUGGAGAUUAAUAAUGUAAUGGAAAGUUCAAGGCAAAAUGAUUAAAAAAAAAUCCAGGUGGUAACUCUAUCCAGAAAAAGUUACAUAUUACGUCUUUACAAAUAAAUUGUUUUGUCCCUGAAGGUAAUUUUGCACUUCUCUAGAUCAAGGUUCAUGGUGAGGACUACUUAGCACGAGGAUUGGUCUGCCGUGAAUGUUUUAGAACGAUGGAGGAAACCGGAGCACCUGACCACCCAAACACAGGUAGAACAUGCAAACUUAGCUAAUAAAGACUUCAUUUGGCCUGGGUAUUGAGCUUACCUUAACUUAUUGGUGUAAAAACAGUGUUACUCGCUUGACUACUAUGCGCCGAAAAUGGAAGAUUCUCAGAAAUAACAUGACUGGACGCCAACGUGAAUGUACAGUCUUUGUUUUGUUCAUGUGCAGAGUUCAUUAACAUACUGCUAGGAAUAAGUAUUAAUAAAACAAACAGCGUGGGGGUACGUCUUGUUAGUUAUUCCUGUUAAAUUGUCGAUGGAGGUCGACAUUACAUACGCCAGUCAAACGUUUGGACACAUCUCAUUCAGUGUAGUUUUUCUUUGUUAACUACUUUCUGCGUUUUAUAUAUAUACAUGAAGCAACAUAUAUGGAAUUAUGUAGCAAAGAAAAAAGGGAAAUAACCCAACAACAUUCUUAAAAUACAUUAAAUUUCUCUUUGCUUUGUCGACGGAACUGCAAACUCACGGUCUUCUCUCGAUGAGCUUCUGAAGUUUCCUGAAAUGGCAUUUUUUGACCCUGACAAGGCACAGCUGUGAAGUAAAAACCAAGUGUCCAAAGCAGUGAUGAAAGCCAAAGGUGGCUAUUUUAAAACAUCUAAAACAAGUUAUUUUGAGUUUAUUUUUAGUUUGAUACAUCCCAUUUGUGUCCAUUCAUAGUUUUGAUGCUUUCAGUGAGAAUCUACAAUAUAAAUGAUCAUGAAAAUAAAGACUAAACAUAGAUACAAAAGUGUGUCCAAAUGUUUGACUGGUAGUGACAAGACAGUUAAAGAUCACUUACUGUCGAGUAUAUCUUCUGUCAACAGUGUAACACUCAAAAAUAACCUACACAAAGGGUGGUCAGUUCUCUUAGCUACGACACUGCCAAUGGCACAUACUCGACAAGAUCAUUUUAUCCGAUGACUGCAAUAUAAUAGGGUGACCAGACUUUCAAAGUUC
Molecule: messenger RNA, 5414 nt
Organism: Periophthalmus magnuspinnatus
Lineage: Eukaryota; Metazoa; Chordata; Actinopteri; Gobiiformes; Gobiidae
Gene: vav2
Product: vav 2 guanine nucleotide exchange factor
Exons: 29
Coding region: 740-3364 (874 amino acids)
Biological process (GO): cell migration; intracellular signal transduction; regulation of GTPase activity
Cellular component (GO): cytoplasm
Molecular function (GO): guanyl-nucleotide exchange factor activity; protein binding
Source: RefSeq, a predicted model, not a curated record